CGUAACCGUUAGCCGGUGGUGCCGGUGGUGCUGAUGGUGGUGCUGAUGAUGGUGGAGAUAAAAUGAGAGCGUAAGAAACCGGCGGAAAUAUUUUCCAUGUCCCUCUCCAGCCCCGGCGUUGUUUGGCGUCUCACUGACACAGAUGCAGGCUUUGCAAUCUUUGCCCGAACUACAUGUGAUUUAUGUUGAGUAACGGGGUGAAGCGGAAACUGGAUGAGGACGGGGAUGUAACGGAGGAGUUGGGCGGCGGGUUCCGGGCAUCGCUGGCACUGCAGCGGCAGAUGGUGCUCAACAUGUCACUGGUGAAGCUGUGCGGGCCGCAGACUGGGGCCGGCCUCAACCUGCAGCGUCAGGUCCUCAUCAACAACGUCAUCCGUCACAUCCACGAGGACCUUAAACAGGAAGGAGGCAUCCGUGCCCUCUUCCUCACCAUGCCGCCCGGUGAGAUUGCUGCCCAUGCCCGCCAACUCGCAACUCCCCCUCCACCUCUUCCUCUGCCCUCCCUGGGUGUCCGCUCAUCAGCACCUGACUCAUGCCUUACCCCUGCUUCUGUUUUGGAAGAGGACCCACCAUUGUUCCUCACUUUGACGCCCUCCUCCUCUCCCCUCCCAGUGCAUCACUCCCUCCAGCCGACUCCUCCUUCCCCAUCACACAAAGACAGCUUCUCCUCGGCGCUGGAGGACAUCGAGGAGCUGGGUCCUCUAUCAUCCCCUCCUCACACUGCACGGGCACUGUUUGAAGACCCCAUCUUAAAGGAGGAACCACAGAGCGACAGGGAGGAGGAGAUCAGGGUAGAUAAGCCUCGGCCUCCCCCUUUCUCCAUCUCGCCUCCUCCUCUUCCUCCCACUUACAUCUCCUCCCAGGGAGGCUUCCUGACUGAUUUUGCUCUGGAUGACAUCCUCUUCACAGACAUCGAUACCUCCAUGUACGACUUUGGUCCCUGUCCGCCCUCUGCCACCGCCGCUGUCAGCUCAUCGGCAGCCAAGAUGGCACCCAUGGUGAUGUCAGAGGAGCUGGUGAGGAGCAUCUCAGUCGGUAGCUCUCAGAACCAGCCGUUUAAAAUGGACCUGGCCGAGCUGGACCAUAUCAUGGAGGUGUUAGUGGGCUCGUGAGCGAUGCGCUGAACCCCCAUCUCUUACUUUACAGCUGUCUGACCCUGAGGAGUUAAGCUGUGUGUUCACCUUUUUGAAAAACAUUGUAAGUACACAGUGAUACUGGCAAGGUACUUUGAUAAAUAUCAUGUAAUUUUGUCUUUACGAUGGUGUUACAGUGCAAUAUGAUUACAAAGUUUACCAACAAUUAUCAGUACUGGCAUUUUGAAGUGGAUUAUAAAUUAGUAAGCUUGUUUUUUUUUAGCAGAGUGGAAGCAUAGUAAUACUGUGUACUUCAAGUACUUUUCUAUUGGUUUAUCCACAAACUCAGACUGGUAAGGCUGGUGAAAAGCACAGCACCAGCAGAUUUCUACAGCAGUCCGGAAAUUGUAAGAAAUGUAAAGCAUCACCUGAGAUGUUCGUUACUGUCCAUCCACACAGUUCCCAGAUGAGAUAAAAUAUUGUAAUUUCUUUUUCUUUUUGUAAAAACUGACA
This is a messenger RNA of Lampris incognitus (smalleye Pacific opah), 1586 nucleotides long. RefSeq names its product SERTA domain-containing protein 2-like. The transcript has 2 exons. Gene Ontology annotation, cellular component: nucleus. Bases 183 to 1112 code for a protein of 309 amino acids. The record is from RefSeq and is a predicted model, not a curated record. Gene Ontology annotation, molecular function: transcription regulator activity. Lineage: Eukaryota; Metazoa; Chordata; Actinopteri; Lampriformes; Lampridae.